UGUGUUAGCGUGCGUUUCACAAAGAAAGCUAUCCAAAUUUAGAAGAAGAAAAAAAACUUCUUGUAGCAUAAUAUGUUUUAUGACUUUAUCCAGUAUGGAACAGGUCUAGAACAUCAGGUAAUCUUCUGAAAAUUUGGGCCUAUAAUUUACCAAUUAUUCCAUCAUCAGUAUAAUCCUAUAAUUUAUAAACUUUUACCCUUCGCCGGUUAGAGUCGUAAGUUCCAUAACAUAAAUUAAAAGCGUAGGCCUAACUUAGUUCGUAACGUCGUAAGCAUUAGGGAGAACUUGUUCUUGAUUCUUUAGUUUGAAGAGUCACGGGCUGCCAUAUACGUAAAGUAGAAAAAGUUUAUUUUCAAGUAUAACAAAGUUCAAGAGGAAAUGGCGCAAAUGAAUCCGCCUUGGGAUAAGACCGGUAACCAGAUACCACCUUUUCCUCAAGUUUGGAACACUGGUCCUGCUGUGGCUAUGGAUAUGACAGCUUACUGGGCUUUCUGCAACAAUUUUGCUGGUCUAGACCUAAGUGCUUCACAAAACCAAGGCAGAGGUAAUUCUGAACAUUAUGUUCCUCCCCAACUUCGUAUUUGCCAAGUUCCUCCCCAACAAACUAGUGGUCCAUCACCAGCAAAUCAUCAACAGUGGAAUAACCAUAAUAUUUACAACCCAGUUGCUCGUGACAGAGACCCUGGAAAGUCUGGAGGUUACAUUAGGGGUGGUGGUAGUGGUGGGUAUGUACUCAGAGGAGACAUUGGAAGAGGUGGGGGUUAUGAUCGAGAAGAGAAACGGAAUUUCAGUGAUGAACGAGGUGGGAACAGAGGAUGUGUUGAUUUUUCAAAUUUUGGAAGCAGAAAUAAUAGACCAAAUGUUACUAAUUGUAUUGGGACAUUACUUCCACAACAUGUAGGCUUUAACACUUUCAGCCACAGUGGCUGGUAUGACCCACAAAGUGUCCAGAAGUUUGCAGGCCAUAUGGAUAGAAAUGGAGGAGGUACAUGGGUCAGAAGAAAUGGUGGGGUUCAUAGAAAUGAUUACGAUGACGCUGAUUGGAGUCGGCCCUUGCCUAAAGAUGAUUACAUGGAGAGGCAGCUGUUUGGUAACAAUCAUACUGGUAUCAACUUUGACAAGUAUGAAGACAUUCCUGUGAAAGCUACAGGCGAAGAGUGUCCUUCAAACAUUAACUCGUUUGAUGAAUGUACUUUGACAGAAAUUAUCCGAGAUAACAUUGAAUUAGCCCGGUAUUCGAGGCCUACACCUGUUCAGAAAUAUGCCAUUCCAAUUAUCCUUGCAAAAAGGGACCUAAUGGCAUGUGCUCAGACAGGUUCUGGAAAAACUGCAGCAUUUUUAGUUCCCAUUCUUAACCAUAUCUAUGAAAAUGGACCACCAAAGGACUUACCAGAACCACAAAAGUUCGCUACUUGUGUUAAGCAGUACCCACUAGCUCUAGUUCUUUCUCCGACAAGAGAACUGGCUUGUCAGAUUUAUGAUGAAUCAUCCAAGUUUGCUUAUCGCUCUCGUGUAAAACCUUGUGUUGUCUAUGGAGGAGCUGAGCCCAUUCAGCAAAUGAAGAACUUAGACAGGGGCUGCCAUUUAUUGGUGGCUACACCAGGAAGACUGAUAGAUAUGAUGGAACGGGGAAAAAUUAGCUUGGAACUUGUGAAGUACCUGGUGUUAGAUGAGGCAGAUCGUAUGCUAGACAUGGGUUUUGAACCACAGAUUCAUCGCAUUGUUUUAGAACACAACAUGCCACCAACAGGGAAUAGGCUAACAUUGAUGUUUUCGGCAACAUUUCCAAAAAAAGUACAGGAGCUGGCUAGAAAGUUCUUAGAUAACUACAUUUUUCUUGCUGUGGGUCGCGUUGGAAGCACAUCAGAAAACAUCACUCAGAAGAUAGUAUGGGUAGAUGAAUUAGAUAAACGGUCCUUUCUGCUGGAUCUUUUAAAUGCAGCAGGACUAAAGUGUGCAAAUUCAUCACCUGACUCUUUGACCUUGACCUUUGUGGAAACCAAGAAAGGGGCAGAUGCACUAGUGCACUUCCUGACAGAAGAAGGCUACCCAGUAGCAAGUAUACAUGGUAACAAAUCUCAGCGUGAAAGAGAGGAUGCUUUGUGGUCUUUUCGAUCAGGUCGUAGACCUAUUCUUGUAGCCACGGCUGUUGCUUCUCGAGGUUUAGACAUACCGAAUGUGAAACACGUGAUCAAUUACGACUUACCAACUGAUGUUGAAGAAUACGUUCACCGUAUUGGCCGUACCGGAAGAGUUGGAAAUUUAGGUUUGGCAACAUCAUUUUUUAAUGAAAAGAACCGAAAUAUGUCACUGGACUUGGUGGAACUUAUGACUGAAACAAAACAGGAGUUGCCUGACUGGCUAGCUGCAUUAGCUAAAGAGGUUCAGACUGAACAACGAGCCUCUAAUUCCCGUAAAUAUGGAGGUGGUACUCGCAGGUAUGGGCCUGGUGGCUUCGGUGGUCGUGACUUCAGACAGUUUAAUACUCACGAUCCACGAGGAGGAGGAACUCGAAAGUUGGUGACUAACGGCUUUCCAUCUCCUUGCUAUGGGUAUGGGGCCAAUCAAUUUGUCAGCACAUUUAAUCGAGGAAACUGUGGAGGAAAUUAUGGCUCAGGAACUGAUUGGUGGGGGAACUAAUUUCCUCACUUCUGGCAACAGCAUUUUUGUUUUAUUGUAUGAGAUGAAGUUUACAGUUGCCACACGGUAGGCUAAAUGUGAACUAAAUUUUUAUGAAAGUACAGUUAUGUACACCUAUAGUAUCCUGGGCUCUUAUAAUUAUUAGUUUAUUGUUUGGCACAAACUUUUCUGAAGGUUAGCAACAGUUUGGUAUUAAUUGUGUAUGCUAUUUAUUGACAUUAACUCUGUUAAUAUAUCAUGUAAUUACUUUAGUAAAGAGUGUGUGGUUGACAAGUAAACGUAUAGUAGAGUACUGUGAUGGGUGUAUGGUUGAUAACCAAAAUUAGUUUACUGAGUACCAUAUUGAGUGUGUGUGGUUGACAACCAGGACUAGUUUCACAGAAUACCAUAUUGUGCAAUUGACGAGCAAAUCUAAUUGAACGUGUGGCUAUUCAUAAAAUGUAUUUCACAGGAAAUAAGAAGUAUGACUGUUCUUAAGAUAUGUGAUGGAAAGAUCUAGAACAUCGAUCAUGUCUUUUGUUAUAGUAGUGUGUGUCAUCGGUACACCAAGUAUUGCUGUUGCCAGUAUUACGGUUCUUGAAUUUCCUGCUUUUUUUUUUUGGUGUUGUUUUUUUAUUUUGAUUAAACUUUAAUCAUAGAAGUUGUGUAUUUUUUAAUGUCCCCAUUGCUGCAGAAAGUAGUAGUAAACUUUAAUUAUCAAGCAGUUAAACGAGAUACCUGAAAAGAAAAUUAGUAAUGAUAACAUGUAACUUUAACAUUUUAAAUAACCAAUGAAUUCUAGGAAAUCUAAUCAGUUGGUCAUUGGUUAUUUUAGUUUAUAAAAA
Messenger RNA from Limulus polyphemus (Atlantic horseshoe crab), 3464 nucleotides. RefSeq names its product ATP-dependent RNA helicase DDX3Y-like. Gene Ontology annotation, biological process: cell differentiation; gamete generation. Gene Ontology annotation, cellular component: nucleus; P granule. The transcript is spliced from 16 exons. NCBI's taxonomy places the organism in Eukaryota, Metazoa, Arthropoda, Merostomata, Xiphosura, Limulidae. The record is from RefSeq and is a predicted model, not a curated record. Gene Ontology annotation, molecular function: ATP binding; RNA binding; RNA helicase activity. The coding region runs from base 379 to 2640 and encodes 753 amino acids.